Molecule: messenger RNA, 2426 nt
Organism: Didymodactylos carnosus
Lineage: Eukaryota; Metazoa; Rotifera; Eurotatoria; Philodinida; Philodinidae
Source: the annotation of a GenBank genome assembly
CUAACGUACACGCGGAAAUCAGUGUCAUUAGCAGCAGGAUACAAAAUAAUCUUAAUCAACUUUCGCUCAAAGAAUCCAAACAAGAUUGUGUAUACUGUUCUUUCUUUCCAAAUAAAUUCUUCUUUAUUUUUCUACAAUCAAUACACGAAGCUGUUAUGAAGCGAUUAUUUACGGUUACGGUUAACCGUUCGACCGGUUAUUACGGUUACGGUUAUGACCGGUUACGGUUAACCGUAACCGGUGCAUGCCUACCAGUGAAAAAAUAUCAAGAAAACAAGGACUUGGAUUCUUGAAUCUUCCACUCAAGAUCUUGAAACAUUUGAGUUAUUAAUGGUUAAUAAACGAAGUAAAAGUAAGAUUUUUACAGCAGCUUUAUUUCAAGACCUUGAAAAUGAGAAUAUAAAUUUUCGAAACAUAUAAAUAAAUAUUUAAAUGACUUUAUAUAAAGCUACUGUAAAAUUCUUACUGUUAUCUUGAAACAUCUUGGCUUACUUCACCCAAGAUCUUGGGAACAGAAAUUUCAAGAUCUUGGAUUCUUGAAUCUGUCACUCAAGAUCUUGCCCCGGAUCUUGGGAACAGAAAUUUCAUGCCUUGAGUGAAGUCACACAAGAUGUUGCAAGAGCUUGAAUGAUAAAUUUUCUUUACAUUUUGUCUUUAUUUAUGACAGCCGCAGGCAUUGGAUAUAUGACCAUAUAGAGUAACAGAUUCUUCCUUAAAUAACUAAGGCUAAAAAGGAAAAAAAUUCGAACUUAUUCUAGGAAAAUUUGCACUUAUAUUUAUACAAGAGUGUAAAAUAAGACGAUGAUUCAAGAAUUUCCAACCAACAAGUCAAGAAAUUACAAGAUGUUCCAGAUCUUGACUUCUAGAAAUUUCUUGAAUUCUUAUAUUUUCUUAUCAAGAUCUUGAAUCAAGAUCUUACUGAAAAAAUUCAAGAAGUCAAGAUUUUGGUUACAAGAAGUUUCACUAACGUAUUGAUUCGAUGAUCGACAGUGGCGUCCAACACUUACUAGUGAUAGAUGCGCCGUAGCCUAUUUGCUCGAUAGACACAAGUAUGAUUUAGCAGUUCAGUAUUUGCAUCCGUUUUAGUCCAGCAUGCGCAUGUAGAUUUGUUAUUAGCUGAACUGAUAUAUAAAAGAGCCAUUAUCUGGUAAAAAAACAACCUACUCUGGCAUUUUUAUGAAUGAUGAUUAGGCUAUAUGUAAAUAUUUGUCGUUUCGUCUUUUUUGAAGGUUUGCAUAUGUGAAAGAACUAAAAAGAGAAUAAAUGCUAUCUUCCUCUCUGUAUGUAAAAAUAAAGUUGAAAAUAUUGUUUUAUGUUACUACAGAAAAAGCACUAUGAAGGUCAAGUUUUGACAUGCCAACGCUUUUAAGAUAAAAUACUGUGAAAGACUGAGUCCGUUCAAGUGUCGCUUUUGCUUAAACGUUUUAGAGUAAAUAUUAACGUACGGCUGAUGGUCGAAGUUAUUCUUCUUACUUUUAGCUGCAAAUUUUUACAUAUCGUACACACUUUUUUAGGUGUUUAAAAUAUAUAACCUAUAUGAGACUUCCAAGCAGAUCCUUUUAACGAUCUACUAUCGGAAUUGGCACGAAAAGCUACAGUAGUGUUUUCUUUUUCUUUUAGAAUAAUGACUCGUCGAGCACAAACUGUUGAACCUAUUCUCAAUGCUUAUCAGUGUGCCAGUGACAAUAAAGAUUUCCAAGCCGUUUAUAAAGACAUAUUAGCUCAUCCUGAAUGGUUGUCAGUGAUUCCUGAUGGUAAAAAUUGGUCUAUAUUGCAUCAUAUCGUACAACACGGUGAUGUUCAACAAUUAAAUAGAUUAUUAGACUUACAACGUCAUAAUCUUCAGUUUCGUCUUUUAAUAAAAACAAAGGAUACUAAUUUAACCGUACUGGAUAUUGCAAAACAAAAUUCAACAAAACAUCCGGCAAUGUUUCAACGAAUUGAUCGGCUCACGAAAAUGGAUGAGCUUUUAAAUUUUGCUAAAGAAAAUCAAUGGGUAAAAUGUAAACAAUUGAUACGAGAAUGUCCUGAAAUUUUAAAUCAAAAGCCACCGUAUAGAAAAUAUUAUUUUUUACAUCAUAUUGGACAUGUAGGUGAACAAAACGUUUUUGAUGAAUUACACAAGCAAUAUCAAUUCGAUUUAAGUCUAAGUGUGGAUAAUGAUAAAACAGUGUGUGAAAUUGCUAGUGAGAACGGUCAUGAAAAUUUUGCCAAGUACGUGAAACAGUUACAAAAAAAUCGAACUCGUUCUUCCACACCUAGAUCAAAUAAUGAUAGAACUGCUCAGGCAACAAGUCAGAGCGAAGGAGAUGAGGCACAACUGUUGGCGGCUUCAACAGAAUGGAUUCGACGAUUUAAUAUGGCCGAUUUCAAAUAUGUAGUUGAUACAUAUUUACCCACGGCAAAACUGUAUGCUCGCAAUGCUG